Umbelopsis ramanniana AG is the source of this 1225-nucleotide messenger RNA. RefSeq lists its product as uncharacterized. Gene Ontology annotation, cellular component: nucleus; cytoplasm. The coding region runs from base 32 to 928 and encodes 298 amino acids. Gene Ontology annotation, molecular function: ATP binding; protein serine/threonine kinase activity. NCBI's taxonomy places the organism in Eukaryota, Fungi, Mucoromycota, Umbelopsidomycetes, Umbelopsidales, Umbelopsidaceae. The transcript has 4 exons. Gene Ontology annotation, biological process: signal transduction; peptidyl-serine phosphorylation; endocytosis. The record is from RefSeq and is a predicted model, not a curated record.
CUCUCUGCUCCCUUUUUAUUGCUCAUCUCCAAUGGAAAUUCGAGUGGGAAACAAGUACAAGCUAGGGAGGAAGAUUGGUGCUGGUUCAUUCGGAGAAAUAUACCUGGGUACAAAUACGACCAAUGGUGAAGAUGUCGCUAUCAAACUAGAAAGUGUUCGUGCUGCUCAUCCUCAGUUGGAAUACGAAGCUCGUGUUUACAAAACGCUAGCUGGUGGAGUGGGCAUCCCAUUCAUUCGUUGGUUUGGGCGAGAGUCUGACCAUAAUGUGAUGGUCAUGGACCUCUUGGGCCCUUCCAUGGAAGAUUUAUUCAACUUUUGCAAACGAAGAUUCUCACUCAAAACUGUAUUACUUCUCGCUGAUCAAUUGCUCUCCCGUGUCGAAUACUGUCAUUCCAAAGGCUUCAUUCAUCGGGAUAUUAAACCAGACAACUUCCUCAUGGGAGUUGGUAAACGUGGCAACCAAGUCAAUAUGAUUGAUUUUGGCUUGGCAAAGAGAUACCGUGACCCCAAAACCAAUGCACAUAUACCCUACAAGGAGAACAAGAAUCUCACUGGGACACCUAGAUAUGCGAGUGUUAACACUCACCUUGGUAUUGAGCAAUCAAGACGUGAUGACUUGGAAUCUCUCGGCUACAUCUUGAUCUACUUUUGCCGAGGUUCAUUGCCAUGGCAAGGCAUUCGAGCCAAAACUAAGAAAGAAAAAUAUGAUAAAAUCAUGGAAAAGAAGAUGACAACACCUUCGGAGCAACUUUGUCGUGGUCUACAUCCAGAAUUCGCUUUAUACCUCAACUGUAUACGUUCUUUGCGAUUUGAUGAUAAGCCCGACUACAGCUACCUUCGUAAACUAUUCCGAGAUUUGUUUGUACGAGAGGGCUUCCAAUAUGACUACGUCUUUGACUGGACGAUUAAGAAAAUGGUAAGUUGCUAAUGACAGGCAUGCUGAGAAAGGAAGAGAUGUUAAUUCGCGAGGGCAUUUCUUAGCAGGAAAAGAAAUCCCAGGCACAUUUGGAGUCCAAUUCCUCACUGGGGUUGGAUCCAAUGAUCUCAAGCAUGGCCGCUUUACCACCUUCCCACGAAUCCUCUCCUUUACCACUACAACAACCUCCACCACGACGAACAAUGAUUCCUCCCGUCCUUCCUUCAAGCGCUACUGCUCAUCGUGUACAACCCUAUAGAACGUUGGAACCAAAAACGCCGGAGCAAUCCCGGCAAUUGGACGAUGUCA